AUGUAUCAAAGCGAAGAGCAUUUUAAUAUUGCAUUGGGGGAUGCAAAGACAAAUCCAAAUAAUAGAAAAAAAGUUGUUAUUCACCCAAUUGUAUUAUUGUCGAUUGUAGAUCAUUAUAAUAGGGUUGCAAAGGGCACUUCAAAAAGAGUCGUUGGCACAUUGCUAGGAGAGCUUCAUAAUACAGAUGAGAUUCAUGUCACAAAUAGCUAUGCUUUGCCUUUUGAGGAGGAUUCAAGAGACCCAAUGGUUUGGUAUAUAGAUCAUAACUAUCAUGAACAGAUGUAUUUAAUGUUUAAAAAGAUUAAUACAAAAGAAAAAAUUAUCGGUUGGUACAGUACCGGUCCUAAAACUAAGGUUGUUGACAUUGAUAUCCAUGAACUUUUUAGGAGAUAUUGUGCUGACCCAUUAUAUUUGAUUGCCGAUGUAACUGCCAACGAUUUUGAAUAUUUGUCCAACCCAAUUAGCGCAUAUUUUUCAAUGGAUGAUCCUAACAGUAUCUUGAGGAAAAAAUUUGUACAUAAUCCAUGUACAAUUGGUGCGUUUGAAGCAGAAGAAGUUGGGGUGGAACACCUAUUGAGAGAUUUAAAAAACACCUCGACCUCAUCUCUUGUUUCGCAAAUUUCAGACACAAUAAACUCUUGCAAAAUACUAAUCUCUAAAUUGCAAGAGUCUAAGAUCUACUUUAAUGACAUAAUAGAAGGUAAAAUACCCCCAAAUCAUGGCAUUGUCUCUAUUUUUCAAGACAUUUUUAACUUACUUCCGGACUCCAGCGAACCAGAGAUAAUUUCCGCGUUUUCCAAUAGGUAUGCGGAUAUGAUUUUAACAAUAUAUGGGAUGAGUUGUUUACGUUCUGUGCUUUCUAUGCAUGAUCUAGUUAAUAAUGUUUCUGAGAAUAGGACGGCUUUCGAGUUGAGUAUGAGAAAUUGUAACUCUGACUUUUAG
Cryptosporidium ubiquitum is the source of this 942-nucleotide messenger RNA. RefSeq names its product 26s proteasome regulatory inactive JAB domain-containing protein. Gene Ontology annotation, biological process: proteasome-mediated ubiquitin-dependent protein catabolic process. The transcript has a single exon. NCBI's taxonomy places the organism in Eukaryota, Apicomplexa, Conoidasida, Eucoccidiorida, Cryptosporidiidae. Gene Ontology annotation, molecular function: protein binding; metallopeptidase activity. The coding region runs from base 1 to 942 and encodes 313 amino acids. The record is from RefSeq and is a predicted model, not a curated record. Gene Ontology annotation, cellular component: proteasome regulatory particle; proteasome complex.